AUGGAAUCGCAGCCCUCACGUUCACGUCCCAAAAAGACCGACAUCUGUGACGAGACGCGCCCAGAGUGUGUCGCGUGUGUUCAAAGAGGGAUACAGUGCAGCGGUUACCAACGCCCUGUCACCUUCAAGGAUGUCACCUCCCGAGCGGCAGAGUCAUCAAAGCGGUUUGAGGAGGCAAGGUGGAAAGCCCUUCGUCUCGAAGAUGAUCGACGAAAGCGACGUCGUAUAGAACCACUCGAGGAACCUUUAUCCGCGUCCCAGAGUCCAUCCGGCAAUGUGACGGCAUUGCCACAAAGCACUCCUCCCUCAAUGGAGACCUUACCAGCACCGCUGCCCCCGUGGAGCCACACCAAUACCGAUGGCUGGCUCGGCGGCUCGUUCACGUUGCCGUGGUCGCUGUUCGAGACGUCCAGCGGCUUGGUCUCUAAUGCACUACUCCAGGAGGACCAAUCUCACGAGAGGGCAGUGACCUCAGAAGAGGAUUCACCGAGCGAAGACAACAUGACCACAGCACCUGCUAAACCACUCAACAGCCUGGUUGCUGUUUCAAGGGGAGAGCAACCCGAUCCACUGCUACCUACAGAAGCCCCGAGUCCGGCGUUGGCGCUCAUGUCUUGGGACGAGUUCAUUGUUCCCGACGGUUCAUCGCCUGGGUCAACAAGGUCAACCACAUCCCCGUCGUCUCCUCUGGGGGACCCAACAACUGACUCCCGUCUUUCUCUGCCACUGGAGGAGGUGCUUAUCCAGCAUUUUGACCGGAACGUCGUUCCUUCUAUACCGGUGACUCUUGCUUUUCCGAACCUAUUCCGCCAAAGCAACUGCUUUCGAUUCGCCGUCCUUGCACUCGCCGCGAGCAACAUGAAGCUGUUGCAACCUCUUCCACUCAACGCAAAGCGUCUUCGGGAGGCUUUCGAUGACAAGAGUGUCUGGCUAUACUACGACACGGCGGUCAAAGGGCUCCAAGCUCAGUUGCACAAUAUCGAUAACCAUCACGGGGAGGAGCUGGCUGGCGCGGCUUUGCUCCUGGCUUAUCAUGAGCUCGAGGCUGGGACGGCCCUGGGCAUCCGAAAUCAUGCCACCGGCCUUGAUGCUAUUGCUUCCAAGUUAGACUUCGCCGCUUCCUCGGUGCCCGACCUCUUCAAAGCCUGGCGCAUGCUCCGGUACGACGUGCGGUUUAUGAUGACACCGACGAGGAGGACUUGCAACGCCGCAGACGUCUUUGACGUCGCAAGCCUACUCGACCCCCAACUUGCCAUCCGGGACAUUCUAUCAAGACUUUUCAGUCUGCACGCGCGGUUCGCGAUGGAGGCGUCCUUCACCCAAGACAACACCGUUGAGGGUGGCAGCGCUUCCGAAAAGGCCGCAAUAUGGCUAAUGUCUGUCCUCGGCAGAGCAUGCGACCACCGCAAUUUCCGCCUGCGCGACUUCCACAAGGAUGAUCUGACGCCAGACUUCAUCCUUAGGCAGUGUGACAUCUUCGCCCACCGUCUGGACAACUGGUACAAGGCUUUAUGCGACCACGACAUGCCAACUGUCAGGCUGGGCAGCGAUUCGGACAUAGUCAGCGGUCCCACAUUCGAAACCUUUGUCACCUACAAGUUCGCGGACGAGCGCAAAGCCCAGGAGUACGUCAUCUAUCUCGUGUGUCGAAUGACAUGCAGCUACCUUCGCUCGGUUUUCAACCCUUCUGUGAAAUCGUCGGCGACAGACGCCUUGGGCAAGGUGAUUCUGGGCAUCGUUUGUGGUAUGAACAUGCAGCAGAGACAGCAGUUCACAGUUCUUCGACUUGACCUGCUCCUGAAAAUGGCGGCGAGCUUGUCUGAAGGGACCAACUUCAUAACCACGAUUCUCGACAGCAUCCUUCCGAGGGUUAUGUCGUUCGGUUUCACUGGGCCUGACAUGAUCGCUUGGACUUACCUCCGGUCGUCCCUGGAAUUUGAGUUGAGAGAGAGGAGGAAGGGACGGGCUAUCAGAAUGACAAUUGACGGGUGGGAGGAGGACUGCGAGAUGUGGGAGCUGGUAAACAGCCACGCCGUCGCCGCCUUCGGAGACUACAACGGGAAGGGAUAUUUCAGGGAUUGUUACGUCAUCAAGGGUUUGGGGUGA
Colletotrichum higginsianum IMI 349063 is the source of this 2106-nucleotide messenger RNA. RefSeq names its product C6 zinc finger domain protein. Gene Ontology annotation, biological process: positive regulation of transcription by RNA polymerase II. Gene Ontology annotation, cellular component: nucleus. Gene Ontology annotation, molecular function: DNA-binding transcription factor activity; transcription cis-regulatory region binding. NCBI's taxonomy places the organism in Eukaryota, Fungi, Ascomycota, Sordariomycetes, Glomerellales, Glomerellaceae. The record is from RefSeq and is a predicted model, not a curated record. Bases 1 to 2106 code for a protein of 701 amino acids. The transcript is spliced from 2 exons.